GAGCCCGCCCUGGCUCAGUAGGGGGCGCCAAAGCGCCUCACUGCAGCAUCCCGGCGGCGGAGCGGUGGCCUCGACCGGGCAGAGCUCGCGUCCUGCCGCAGUCUGUCCGCCGCGAGCGCCGGGGAGGGGACCCCCGCGGGCCCGCGCUCCCUGCCGCUGCGGCUCCCACCCGCGAUCGCAGCCUGGCCAGUCGGACGCACCAGCUGCAGCCUGGGCUGGUGGCGGCGGAGGGCUUCGUGGUCCUGGGGGACCCACUGCGAACUUGCAAAGGACCGCAGCUCCCCCGGCCUGGAGAGCGAACAGGAUUGUGGACUCUUCCAAAAUUUACAAUGAUAUGGUGACUUCAAUGACCGGGAACAAAAGAAUUUGCUCAGAUAUUUAGUUUUAACAACAGUAAAUUCUACCAAAACCCACCAUGGCUAAAAGUGCGGAGGUCAAACUCGCAGUAUUUGGGAGAGCAGGCGUGGGGAAAUCAGCACUUGUGGUGAGGUUUCUGACGAAAAGAUUCAUCUGGGAAUAUGAUCCCACCCUCGAAUCAACCUACCGACACCAAGCAACCAUCGAUGAUGAAGUUGUUUCCAUGGAGAUACUAGAUACCGCUGGGCAGGAAGACACCAUUCAGAGGGAAGGCCACAUGCGGUGGGGGGAAGGCUUUGUGCUGGUCUAUGACAUUACUGACCGAGGAAGUUUUGAGGAAGUGCUGCCUCUGAAGAAUAUCCUAGAUGAGAUCAAAAAGCCCAAGAACGUGACUCUCAUCUUGGUUGGAAACAAAGCUGACUUGGACCACUCCAGACAAGUGAGUACAGAAGAAGGGGAGAAGCUGGCCACGGAAUUGGCCUGUGCUUUUUAUGAGUGCUCCGCCUGCACAGGUGAAGGGAACAUCACAGAGAUCUUCUAUGAGUUGUGUCGAGAGGUGCGUCGCAGGAGAAUGGUGCAGGGCAAGACCAGGAGGCGCAGCUCCACCACACACGUCAAGCAGGCCAUCAACAAGAUGCUCACCAAGAUCAGCAGUUAGGCACCUCUGGUCUCGCACAGGCCCUCUGAGAUGAGUUGAGUCAUCGGAAACACUCUCUUGCCCUUUUUCUUCCCCUCCAAAAGUGAAAGAAAGAAGUGUUCCUUCCUUGUGUUGACUCUGGGACAUGUCUAGGCUUCCCAUCUUGCUGGGAAGUUUUAGAGUGUUGUAUGCAAUUCCAGUGCUGAUAAUUUCUCCCCUCCCUGCUUGCAUAGGAUCCACUCUAAUCUAGUUUGAAGAUGUAACCACCAGAGAUUCUGAAAUGGCAGGGUUUGCAUUAAGCUAUUUUUAGGCAUCUCCACCUUGGGUAAAUAAGUUGAAGUGUUUUCAAAGGUAUUUUAAAAUUCAAUUUCUUGUCAAAGACUACAGAUGAUGAUCAUAAAUGUCUAAGAAGGCAGGAAGUACAGUAAAAACAGCAGAAGGGAAGCUGAGUUAUUGGAACAGGAAAUAGAACUCUAGUUCCUAUUUGAAGUGAGGAUUUUCUGAAAUAAAUCAUGCUGUUUUUCUUUAGUCUUUUAGUUUGCUCUUAAGUUGAAACAUGUCCUCAUUAAAGUGUCUCACUGUAAGGAAGAGUUCAUUUCCAUUUGAGUUGGUUCUUUCAAUGGCAUAUUGAUUGUUACAGCCUAAUUCUUCUUCCUUGGCUCAAAUAAGAUUUUAAUUAUAAUAGAGGCAGCAGAACCAGCAAUUCAGACUCUGCUAGGGCUUUUCUCCCCAAGUCCAGGGUGUUAUAAAAUAUUAGGAAUCUUUUUAUAAAUGCUGACUUUACUGCCUGCUAGUAGAAGAGUUAGAAUUAGAGACCUGUCUUUCUUACUCUGUUUUCCAGCUUUUAUCAGAAAAAAAAAAUCAGUCCAAGCAACAGGAAAAUUAAAAAUGGUUCUAAACUAACCCUCCAUCAGAAGCCAAAUCUCUAUACUAAUCACAGUCAGAAAAAACUGUCUGAUUCAUUAAGUUGACCACGUGACUACCUUUAAAAUUUUGGGUAAAUUAACUCAUUUAAGAGAAUUCAGAAAAUAAUGGGUAAAGUUCACUAUACCUGAAUAAAUGUAUAUAAAGUUCAUUCUUGUACUGUGAAAGUACAGUCUAUAACUGAAAAACUAUGAUUUUUUUUCUCCCUAUUAUGCCCCCAUAUAUCAAGAUUUGGGCACUUUAUUUUAGAAGAAAAUAUAUCUUUUACAUAUGUAUGUAUUUAUAAAUGCAUAGUUAUAUGUAUAAAAAUUUGUAAGUGUUGGAAGCUUUAAUUCACCAAUGUAUUUUAACAACUUGGUGUAACUGACUUUAUUUUAUGUGACUAUAAUAAAAAGCAUAAUUUUCAAACUA
Molecule: messenger RNA, 2329 nt
Organism: Chinchilla lanigera (long-tailed chinchilla)
Lineage: Eukaryota; Metazoa; Chordata; Mammalia; Rodentia; Chinchillidae
Gene: Rerg
Product: RAS-like, estrogen-regulated, growth inhibitor
Exons: 5
Coding region: 416-1015 (199 amino acids)
Molecular function (GO): GTPase activity; GTP binding
Source: RefSeq, a predicted model, not a curated record